GCGAGGCAGCCCUGCGCGUGGGAGGGACGGCGCGCCAUUGGCUUCGGCGCGGCACAGAGAGGAGGGACCAGAGCGGCCUCCGGACCCAGGCAAAGCCCAGGCGCGCCGGGUGCCGCUCGCAGUCCGCCCGGCCCGGCCCUGCCCUGCCCUGCCCGGCGCGGCGGCGUGAUGUGAGCGCCGCGGUCCCGCUGCACGCCAGCCUCGCGGAGCCGCCCGGCGUGCGCUAGCAACGUGUUUGCUGACGGAAGGCGAGAACGGGCACUCAACUCAUCUCUGCAUCUCCCUUGCCUAGCUCGGUGCCUGGCACACAGUAGCCCCUCCACAGAGGCCGGGCUCCAGGACAAGAUGGCAGCCAAGCAGCCCCCGCCCCUCAUGAAGAAGCACAGCCAGACCGACCUCGUGAGCCGCCUGAAGACCCGCAAGAUCCUCGGUGUGGGUGGCGAGGACGACGAUGGGGAGGUGCACCGCUCCAAGAUCAGCCAGGUCUUGGGCAAUGAAAUCAAGUUUGCUGUUCGGGAGCCGUUGGGACUGAGGGUCUGGCAGUUUGUUUCUGCUGUGCUCUUCUCUGGCAUUGCCGUCAUGGCCCUGGCCUUCCCUGACCAGCUCUAUGACGCAGUCUUCGAUGGAGUUCAGGUGACCAGCAAGACCCCCAUCCGCCUCUAUGGGGGUGCGCUCCUCAGUAUCUCUCUGAUCAUGUGGAACGCUCUCUACACGGCCGAGAAGGUUAUCAUUCGCUGGACUCUGCUCACCGAAGCCUGCUACUUCGGGGUCCAGUUCUUGGUGGUCACGGCCACGCUCGCCGAGACCGGCCUCAUGUCCCUGGGGAUCCUGCUGCUCCUGGCCAGCCGCCUCCUGUUCGUUGCCAUCAGCGUUUACUACUAUUACCAAGUCGGCCGGAAACCCAAGAAAGUCUAGCUGACCGCUGGGCGGGGGCCUUUCCGGGGCAAGGAGGCCCUGGUCCUCGGUUUCCCUUUGGUUCAUGGAAGACAGAAGGACCCUGCCUGCCCCGGGCGGACAGGAGUGGCUGCCCUCCUUCCUCCCGGGCUCUCCCCGAAUGCUGUGAUCAGGGCUUUCCGGUUUGAGGAGGGACGGGGCCUCGGCACCCCUGUUCUCUGCCCCACACCAGGACGCCUCUUUGCUUGAGCCUCUUGGUCUCCAGAUCCCCUGGAUGGACAGACGGACGGACGGAAGAGCCUGCAUCACGGGGUAUCGGGCUGAGGCGAGGCCCGCCCCUCUGCCCGGAGGCCCCUCCUUCUUCGGAGAGAGGCUGAGGGCUGUCUCCUUGUCCUCCCCUCCACCCCCAGCCGAUCCAGUGCCCAGGCAGCUGGAAAACCUAGAACGUGACCUUAUGCCCCUAUGCCUUGUGGGGGGGCCCCUCUCCACCCCUAAACACAGGCACCCGUCCCUCCCCCACAGCCCAGCCAGCCGCAGGCUGACGGGUGGGGGUGGCUGUCUUUGAGCUGGCAUUUGCCCACCUCACAGGAAGGCCAUGAGCAGCAGAGCCCUGUCUCGGCCACCAUGGGCUCUCCAGGCCCUCGAUCCAGGCUGCUCUGCCUCCACCCCAGGUCCUGGAGGCCCCUAGGAGCCCGCCUCGCCCCACUGGCCUGGGACCAGAGGCUGCCAGAGGCCUCACCCACAGGCCGGCCUGACGUGGACGCGCAGAUCCACCUGUCAGUGAUGGGGCUUGAAGAUGAGAAAAGCCUUGGAACUUGGCAUGUUCUCCAGGGUCUGAUGCUCCCCUGGCUUAGCCCCUCCCCUCCCCUUACCCUCUCCCCUUCCCAGCACCCUCCCCGGGGUGCUGCCCUCUGGAUCUCCAGCCUGGGCUACCCCCAGGGUCUGGCCGGCUAGGACUGGGUGCCCUUCAAGCUCAGCUGGGGGAAAAGGUAGAGAUAUUUCAGCGGGCCACCUCCUUUCCUGUCC
Molecule: messenger RNA, 1920 nt
Organism: Pipistrellus kuhlii (Kuhl's pipistrelle)
Lineage: Eukaryota; Metazoa; Chordata; Mammalia; Chiroptera; Vespertilionidae
Gene: TP53I11
Product: tumor protein p53 inducible protein 11
Exons: 8
Coding region: 346-915 (189 amino acids)
Source: RefSeq, a predicted model, not a curated record